Zea mays is the source of this 586-nucleotide messenger RNA. RefSeq lists its product as uncharacterized. NCBI's taxonomy places the organism in Eukaryota, Viridiplantae, Streptophyta, Magnoliopsida, Poales, Poaceae. Bases 128 to 490 code for a protein of 120 amino acids. The transcript is spliced from 2 exons. The record is from RefSeq and is a predicted model, not a curated record.
ACGAGAGGAAGAAGCCAUCAAUAUAUAUGUGUAUAUAUAUAACCAUGAGAGCUAGCGUUGAGCGAUCAAUCGAUCAGAGGAAGAAGCAACAAGCGUACAGAAAGGAAGAAGAACAUUUGUGAUCAUCAUGUCGUCGUCACUCGUCAAGACGAACAACGCGACCCAGGCCGUGUGCGCUGCUGCUCUUUGCAUCGUGCUUGUGAUCAUGUCAUCUACUGCGAUCUCAGCCAUUCAAGAAAUUGAGACGCUAUGCGACCCAGUGAAAGACGGAGUAUGUGACGCGCGGGGAGCGUGCGGCCAUGGAUGCGUAGAGAAGGGCAUCAAGCUCAAGUAUCAGCUGGUGAAGGCUACUUGCGAGAUGCAUCUUAACCCUGUAGAGUGCUGCUGCACGUUUCUGACUCCUCCUCCGGGCGUCGUCGUCACCAGCGGUGGUGUUGGUGCAGCAGUUGCGGUGGAAGACGAUAUAAUGCAUGGCACACCUCUUGGUUGAGCAGCUUUUAAAUCCUAAAUAAAAUGCACUUUGCAUAUAAAGCAUCCAUGAUAUAUGUUGGAUCCAAUUGCAAUAUAUAAGUGUGCCUUUUUGUUC